Entamoeba histolytica HM-1:IMSS is the source of this 339-nucleotide messenger RNA. RefSeq lists its product as uncharacterized. The transcript has a single exon. The record is from RefSeq and is a predicted model, not a curated record. Lineage: Eukaryota; Evosea; Mastigamoebida; Endamoebidae. The coding region runs from base 1 to 339 and encodes 112 amino acids.
AUGGAUAAAGAAAAACACAGAACAAAAAGAAUUAUCACUGGUUUUAAUUCAAAUAAUAUUGCAACAAGUGUUGGAAGUACUUCAUUUAUUGAAAACACUAAAAUUAAUCAAAAUACAAUGGAUUAUAAUUCUGAUAUUGCAAAAAGUUGGAGUAAAACAACUGAGAUGCGUAUUCCUGAUUCAACUAAUGAUGGCAAUAUUAUUAACAAAGGAGAAAUAAAUCAUAUUCUUAACAAUAUCAAUAACUCACCAACUGAACAUAGUCUAAAGAAUGCUCAAAUGAAAGAAAAAAGAAAAACUUCUCAAUUGGAUCAAGUAAACAAUGAAGAUGAAAAAUAA